This is a messenger RNA of Cornus florida, 1863 nucleotides long. RefSeq names its product syntaxin-125-like. Bases 670 to 1686 code for a protein of 338 amino acids. The transcript has a single exon. Gene Ontology annotation, cellular component: plasma membrane; SNARE complex; endomembrane system. The record is from RefSeq and is a predicted model, not a curated record. Gene Ontology annotation, biological process: vesicle fusion; intracellular protein transport; exocytosis. Lineage: Eukaryota; Viridiplantae; Streptophyta; Magnoliopsida; Cornales; Cornaceae. Gene Ontology annotation, molecular function: SNARE binding; SNAP receptor activity.
UUGAAAAACACAUUCUACAAUUAAAGACAAUUGUACUCCAAUUUUAGAGGUAAUUUGUCAUUCCAUUUGUUUUAUUUAUUGUUUUUCGACUUUUAACCUUGUGAAUUUUAGAGGAGUCCGACUCCGAUUACAUUUGCAUUUCUCAAAGGAUGAGCUCUACCUAGGCUAAAAUUAAAAGCAAACUGUAAUAACAUAAAAAUAGAUGGGCUAGUCUUAGAGAAUUGAUGAGAAGUCAACAAACUAGUUGUGAAUUCUAAUGAUGGAAUAGCAAGUCGGAAAUUAAGAGCGUCCUUUGGUAAUAACCCCAUUUUAGACAACUUAUUAGGUUGGUUUGGCUGUCCUUUACCUCAACACACCUCUCUAAUAAGCCCAUUCCCACCUUGAAGAUUAAGGAAGUUGAACCAAUCCCCAUUUGCCGGUGAAAGAGAGUUUAUGUUUCAUUUUUCAUCAUCUCUCCUCCACCUCCUCCUCAUCAGGCGGUAGAUGAUGAAGAGGAGGGUGAACCCCGAAAACCCUUCUUCAGAAUCUUAGUAAGAGGAAGAAAACAAAGAGAUUAUAUAUUAGUUUAAGCAUUAGCUUUUUGAUCAAUUUUUUAAAACUAAAUUUUACACAGAGAGAAAGAAACCCUUUUGAAAGAGAAGAUCGGUACAAAUAAAUUCAUCAGCCAAGAUGAAUGAUUUGUUCUCGAAUUCCUUCAAGAGGUACACGGAAUUGAAACGCCAGGCAUACAUGGACGACGUGGAGGCUGGAGGAGGAGCUGGAAACCAUGCUGCUAAUCUUGAUAGCUUCUUUGAUGACGUUGAGAAGGUCAGGGAGGACAUGAGGAACGUCGAAAAGCUGUACAAGAGAUUACAAGACUCAAAUGAAGAGAGCAAGACCGUCCACAAUGCCAAAACCAUGAAAGAACUACGAGGCCGGAUGGACUCAGAUGUUGCUCAGGUGUUAAAACAGGUCAAGAUCAUCAAGACAAAGCUAGAAAAUCUAGAGAAGUCCAAUGUGGAACACCGGAAACUCCCAGGGUGUGGACCGGGGUCAUCUGCAGACCGAACCAGGGUUUCAGUGGUUAGUGGAUUGGGAAAGAAACUCAAGGACAUGAUGGAUGCGUUUCAAGGGUUAAGAAACAAAAUGACAGAAGAAUACAAGGAAACAGUUGAACGCAGAUACUUCACAAUUACAGGAGAGAAAGCGAGUGAAGACACCAUUGAGAACUUGAUAGCAAGUGGAGAAAGUGAGAGCUUCCUGCAAAAGGCGAUUCAGGAUCAGGGUAGAGGUCAGAUUAUGGACACCAUAUCGGAAAUUCAAGAAAGGCACGACGCAGUAAAAGAGAUAGAGAAGAACCUGAUUGAGCUUCAUCAAGUGUUCUUGGACAUGGCUGCUUUGGUAGAAGCACAGGGUCACCAGCUGAAUGACAUUGAAAGUCAUGUAGCCCACGCAAGCUCGUUUGUGAAACGAGGGACUGAGCAGCUUCAGGAUGCCAGAGAAAUUCAGAAGAGCUCCAGGAAGUGGAGAUGCCUAGCUGUAGUCCUUGUUAUCGUCAUCCUCCUCGCCAUCCUUUUGCCACUCUUGCGUUACCUGCCUAGCAAGAAGCAGCCACUGCCGCCUCAGCAGCCUGGUUACAAUGCUACUGCCGGUGGCGGCGACCCAACUCAACUGAAUCAAACCAAUACUACUUCCGUCGUAGGCUAAAACAAUCUACUUUCAUUUUUUUUUAAAACAUAUCUUUUUCUUUUUCUUGUCAGAUGACCAUUAAUUGACAUAUUUUCAUAUCCUUACUAAUACAAUCAUAUUGGGUAGAGUAUAUUAGCAUAUUGUAUCUCUAUUACUAACCAUGUUUGAUGUUCAUAUAAUGCACGAGUUUGGGUU